This is a messenger RNA of Tarenaya hassleriana, 1347 nucleotides long. RefSeq names its product GATA transcription factor 25-like. Gene Ontology annotation, biological process: regulation of DNA-templated transcription. Bases 225 to 1151 code for a protein of 308 amino acids. Gene Ontology annotation, molecular function: protein binding; sequence-specific DNA binding; zinc ion binding. Lineage: Eukaryota; Viridiplantae; Streptophyta; Magnoliopsida; Brassicales; Cleomaceae. The transcript is spliced from 7 exons. The record is from RefSeq and is a predicted model, not a curated record.
UUCUGCACGACGUCUCUCUCCCACUCUCCAAGCUUCCUACGUUUUGUGCUCACGCGCCAAGUCUCUCUCUCUCUCAUUUCUGGAAUCGAAGAAAUCAAUCUCCUCGAGGAAAGUUUUCCUCUUUCGCAUCGGAAUUGGGGAUUAGGGUUAGGGUUUUCCCCCCUUUUGUGAUAUCGUUUUUGUUCGAUCAAUGUGAACAAAUCCAAUUGGUGUACUGCUCUUCGAUGUACGGUCCUCAUCAACAGGCGGUGAACAUCGCCAAUCAAAUGGGUUCCGCUGGUGAUGCUGGCGCCGCCAGGGAAGACGAUGGCUCCGCCGUGAGGUCUGGUCACAUCGCCUACGAUGACGGUGUCUCCAUGGACGAAAUCCCGCACCAUGACUCUGUGUUUGUUCACGGUGGUGUCUCUGAGCUGGUUCCCCGUGGCUCUGAAUUGGUUCCUCACCGCUCUGAAGGAUCUGAUUUGAUGGUUUCCCGAGAAUUGGAGGAGCCGAAUCAGCUCACGCUCUCGUUUCGUGGCCAGGUUUACGUUUUCGACGCUGUUGGUCCCGAUAAGGUCGAUGCCGUCUUAUCGUUAUUGGGUGGGUGUCCGGAGGUGUCCCCAGGGCUGCAGGGCAUGGAGUUACCUCAGCAGAAUUCGCCUACUUUUGACUAUCAAAACCGCUGUAGCCUUCCGCAACGGGCACAAUCCUUGGAUAGAUUCCGGAAGAAGAGGGAUGCAAGAUGUUUUCAGAAGAAAGUAAGAUACGGUGUCCGCCAGGAAGUUGCCUUAAGAAUGUCGCGUAAUAAAGGCCAGUUUACCUCCUCUAAGAAGCCUGAUAGCGCCUAUAACUCGGGCACCGAUCAAGAAUCUACACAAGACGAUGGCCAUCCAGAAAUAUCGUGUACGCACUGUAGCAUCAGUUCCAAGUGCACACCAAUGAUGCGGCGUGGUCCGUCUGGCCCUCGGACUCUCUGCAAUGCCUGUGGACUCUUUUGGUCCAACAAGGGUACAUUGAGGGAUCUGUCCAAGAAAAUCGAGGAUAAUCAAUUGCCGACGCCAAAACAGGGCGAGGGUGAAGCCGAGGCCGAUAAUUCAAAUACCGAAAUUGCUAUGGUUCACGGACACAACACCUUGGUUUCUGUCGCUAGUCGGGAUAAUUCUAGUUUUUAAGGCGAUCAUUAAAUGUUGUUACAAAGAAUCGAAAAGAUUCGAGAACAAGAAAAGAAAGAAAGAACCAUCCUAUACUUGUAGAAGCAGAUGGGUAAUCAUCAGAGCUUUUCUUCUCUUCUCCCCCUCUAUAUGUAUAUAGAUACCAUGUUGAUACAUACACUAAUAAAAAAUAUCAGAUCAGAUGCCUUUCAUUUCA